AUGUCGACUUUCAACGGGAAACAAGACUACGCCCCAGACUACGCGUCCUACAACUGGAUCGGUGCUCCGUCUGAUUAUUCUCUCUCGACUAACCCGGAUCUGGGCGGUGAUUCCCGCACCGAAAACUUGAACAAAUGGUUCCAAUCGGGUGACCAGGCCUAUAUCAUCGUGGCCUCGGCCAUGGUCAUGGUCAUGGUUCCCGGUCUCGGUUUCCUGUAUUCCGGUCUCGCUCGCCGAAAGUCCGCCCUGAGUAUGAUCUGGGCGUGCAUGGCUUCGUUCUCAGUCAUUACCUUCCAAUGGUACUUUUGGGGAUACUCGUUGGCUUUCUCUCCGACUGCGACCAACGGAUAUAUCGGAAAUUUGCGUAACUUUGGUUUAAUGAAGACUUUGGCUGAUCCUAGCCCGGGUUCGCCUCUGAUUCCCGGUCUUCUCUAUGCUUUCUAUCAGAUGCAAUUCUGCGGCGUGACUGCGGCUAUCGUGAUGGGAGCUGUCGCAGAGCGUGGUCGCCUUCUUCCCGCCAUGGUCUUCAUUUUCAUCUGGGCCACUAUCGUUUACUGCCCUCUGGCCUGCUGGGCCUGGAACGUCAACGGAUGGGCUAACAAAUACGGUGUCAUGGAUUACGCCGGUGGUGGUCCCGUCGAGAUCGGCUCCGGUUUCACUGCCCUUGCUUACUCGAUGGUCCUCGGCCGCCGACAGGAACGCAUGAUGCUCAACUUCCGCCCUCAUAAUGUCUCCCUCAUCCUUCUCGGUACCGUCUUCCUCUGGUUCGGCUGGCUGGGCUUCAACGGCGGUUCUGCCUUUGGCGCCAACCUCCGCGCUACCAUGGCUUCUUGGAACACCAACUUGACCGCCGCCUUUGGCGCCAUUACUUGGGUCCUCCUCGAUUGGCGCCUCGCCCGCAAGUGGUCCAUGGUCGGUUGGUGCUCCGGUACCAUCUCCGGCCUCGUCGCAGCCACUCCAGCCUCCGGUUUCAUCUCUCCAUGGGCCAGCGUGAUCCUCGGUGUUGUCACCGGUAUCGUCUGUAACUACUCCACCAAAAUCAAGUACUGGAUCCGUAUCGACGACUCAAUGGAUGUGCUCGCCGAGCACGGUAUCGCCGGCAUCGUUGGCCUUAUCUUUAACGCCUUCUUCGGCGACGACGCCAUUGUCGGCCUCGACGGUGUCAACACCGGCAACCAUGUCGGUGGCUGGGUGAUCCACAAAUAUAAACAACUUUACGUCCAAAUUGCCUACAUCGUCGCAACCGCCGCGUACGCUUUCGUCAUGUCCACGAUCAUCGCCUACGGCAUCAACGCCAUCCCUGGCCUGAACCUGCGUGCCUCUGAAGAAGCUGAACUCCUCGGUAUGGACGACGACCAGCUCGGCGAGUUCGCCUAUGACUAUGUCGAAGUCCGCCGUGACUACCUCGCCUGGACCCCGCAGAAGCACGACCAGCUCGAAGAUGGCCACCACAUCCCCGCCGAGCAGCGCUACGGCAUCGGUGAGCACUCUGAGAUGAUGUGCGGCGGCAACCCACCGACUGGUAUCAUGCUUGAGGGCCACCCUCCAAACGGAGAGAGUUCUCGUGGAGGAAGUGAAGGCGACAUGGGCAUGCAGGAACAUAAAAUCACGACCGCGCCCCGUCAAGUCGCGGAGCGCCAGCCCGCUCAUACGGACACUCAUGCACCCAUCAUGAACCAGCCCGUUAUCAGCGAGAAGGUGGAUUAA
Messenger RNA from Penicillium maclennaniae, 1707 nucleotides. RefSeq names its product ammonium transporter. Gene Ontology annotation, molecular function: ammonium channel activity. The record is from RefSeq and is a predicted model, not a curated record. The transcript is spliced from 3 exons. Gene Ontology annotation, cellular component: plasma membrane. Bases 1 to 1707 code for a protein of 568 amino acids. Lineage: Eukaryota; Fungi; Ascomycota; Eurotiomycetes; Eurotiales; Aspergillaceae. Gene Ontology annotation, biological process: ammonium transmembrane transport.